CCUAAUAAGCAUGAACCAAGGAGUAGUUUGGUUCUCCCCUUGGUUGUUCUUAUUAUUCUGUGUAGUAUGGCGUUUCCACGAUCGAAGAAAUUUAAAUGUGGCCAUGAAGGCUGUACUCUCAGCUUCUCCGACGCUCACGAGGUGGCCAUGCACAGGCGUACGCACACGAUCAAUACGUUUGCCGCUCUCCAUCACGAGUCAGCGAACAGUGCUAUGGCAGGUAGUGAGACGAGUCAACCGGCCAGUUAUGAUCUUCCAGAAGAGAUGUUAUUGUCUUACCCAGUCAUUCAAGCGGACGGCCCAAUAGACACAACAAGCAACAAUGAUAUGCGAUUCUCCGAUAUGGUGACUGGUUAUGGUGCCAACGCGGUUGGUUCGCUCGGUUUCGUCGCCGGUAGAAAUCUGCAUGACGUUUUGCAGCAGUCGGGUCACGAUUCCAUCUCUUCAUUAACCGGCCCUGCCAAUUCCAUUGAAAAAGAGGAGUUUCACCACUACACUACAGAUGUCGGAGUCACACCAGCUGUGACAGGAGCGAUGGACACGGUAGUACAAGACGACAUUUGGGCGAAGUGGCUAGAUGUACCCAUUGAAGACGCAGCUUUCGAUCCCUUUGAUUCCACCCACACUGAUGGCGUAGUUGAGGAUACCACCGUCGAACAUCUGGCCACUUCAGGAUCACAGUCCGAAACGCAACCCUAUUCUCAUCCACAUAUGCAACUCGCUCAAUCACCAUUGUUUCAAGAUCAAACGAAAUCUACUGUAACCAGUAGCGGGCACGUAACGCAAGCACCACAUCAAUGCCAGAAUCUGGAAAGUUACACGCCUGAAGCACCAGUUGCCUACCCAGCAUUUCCAUACCUUCCACUAUUGUCAACGUCAAAGGUCUCUCUGCCAGAUGAUCAGCUAGCAUUGGGCUCAUUAACUACCAACAACCUGCCUUCCGUUAGUGCUGGUGCUGAUGCUACCAUUAGGAGGAACCAGCACCACCAGCAGCAGCACAAACAGCAGUAUAACCAGACUGCUGGUGUAGUAGGACACCAAAAUGCCACAGCUUCCCAAGCAAACAUUUCCAUGGUGCAAGGUGCCGGCUCGGAUAAGUUUCCCGUGACUCACGGGAUUGUGCAUCCACAUGGUUUAAGGUCCUCGGGGUUGACAUCACUGCCAGAUAAUAGCGUGCCCGAUACCGGCAAUCAAGAACAGUUGCAUAACCUCGUGAAAUUGCCAGGGAGUAGUCUUUCGGCAACAUUCUCUCGCAAUGCGGAGCUGGCCCGGGACACGCGUAAGCAUACAGUCGAGAAGCUAUUUCAAAAUUUUCAAUGUCAGACCUGUAAGGGAUCAUUUCCAUAUUCGUAUACCCUAGAUAGGCAUCUCCUUACCCAUACCGGUGAGAGGCCUGUUCGUUGUUCUAUCUGUGAGCGUCAGUCUGCAAGGAGGGAUAUAUUGGAUGGCCACAUCCGUACACAUAGUGACAAGCAUAAAGAAAAUGCUCCUUUUGAAUGUCCGGUCUGCGAGCGUAAGUUUUAUUUGAAGCAUGUCUUAAAAACCCACAUCCGAAUCCACACUGGUGAAAAGCCUUUCCAGUGUUUACUUUGCAAUCGAAGUUUUACGCAGUCUUCUCAUAAGAAUCGACACAUGAAGAGCGUUCACCAACAGCAGGGAGCAAGAUCAGCAUCAAGCGUGCAGCACAUAGACUCAUCGAGUCUUGUUGGUACGUCUUCGUUUACGAAAGUGGUGAGCUUGACAUCACUUCCGGUGCCGAGUGCGGAUGGACAGUUAUCUGCCACAGCUACAGCGCCGGCUGUUGGUGCAGCUUCUGCCACAUCUUCUAAUACCACUGGUACAUCAACAACACCCGCCUCAUCCACGGGUACCACCGCCUUCGCAGUCCCACAACAACCCGUAACCAUGCCAGGCUCAUCCACGGUGAACGUAAUGCAGGAGCAACACCAGCUUCUUCUGCAACAACAGCAGCCAGGACACCAGCAGCCAGAACACCACCACCAAACCCACAGCCAACAGAAUCUGGUUCAAAAUCCCGACCAGAGUAGUGGCAUGACAGGUGGAAUGGAAAAUCCGUCUGGUUCACUAGCAGGCACAAAGGGUGCAACACCAUCAAAGUAUUCUGCUCUCCUGGGAAUGGACCUACCUCCACCGGUGUAGGUGCUGUUAGUCCUAGAUGAGAAAGGUCGGUGAUACUGUAGAGUUAAGUAUGCCUGAUCUGCUACAGCAUUGUGUUGGUGCAGCUCCAGGGUUUUGCGUAGCAUUGAAUACUAUGCCAACACCUUGCCAUAUCACUUGUAUCAAUCAAGUCUAUGAUCUAUCAAACUUUGUCUCUAACCUGCUGAUAACUUUCUAACGCUGACGUCACCUACAUGUGCAUGGUUUGAUGUAUAUGUAUCGACUGUCUAGUGUACACGGCCUGAUGUAUGUCUACAUUGUUUGUCGUUGGCUUGCCACUAUCAUUGAAAUACACAUGCAUAUCUUCAUGUAUGUCUGUCAACUUCGUUGCAUAAAUGAUGACGUCACCUACAUGUGUAUGUUUUUUUGAAAUUGACAAUAAUGCACUUCUCAUCUUUCAGUUGUUUGGGUUGUUUUGAGUUAUCACUUGAAGUUCAAUGCACAUUUUGCUAUAUUGGUGUAUGCUAUUUUUUGGUGCUUAGUAUACCCGAGUUGAUAUUUAUAGAAGUUUUGACUAUCGAGAACGAAAUUUGCUAUAAUGUGCUUGAAAAGCGAAAAGGU
Sycon ciliatum is the source of this 2739-nucleotide messenger RNA. Its product is annotated as gastrula zinc finger protein xFG20-1-like. Gene Ontology annotation, biological process: regulation of transcription by RNA polymerase II. The transcript has a single exon. Bases 67 to 2160 code for a protein of 697 amino acids. Lineage: Eukaryota; Metazoa; Porifera; Calcarea; Leucosolenida; Sycettidae. The record is from RefSeq and is a predicted model, not a curated record. Gene Ontology annotation, cellular component: nucleus. Gene Ontology annotation, molecular function: DNA-binding transcription factor activity, RNA polymerase II-specific; RNA polymerase II transcription regulatory region sequence-specific DNA binding.